Messenger RNA from Oncorhynchus mykiss (rainbow trout), 3649 nucleotides. The record is from RefSeq and is a predicted model, not a curated record. Lineage: Eukaryota; Metazoa; Chordata; Actinopteri; Salmoniformes; Salmonidae.
CACUGAAGCGCCCUGGCUCGGGAUCUACUGGUAGUGCUGGCAAUAGAGGAGAAAAAAAUCAACUGCUCCGAAAAAGAGGCAUUUUCUAUCGGUUGUAACGGUUCCUCAACGGAUAACGGUUCUAUCUGACGCCGGAUACGGAUAAUUGACAUAACUGGACUAACCGGAUUUAUGAGAAGAAGAUUAUUGCCUCAUCCUAGGACCCAUGGACUAAAUGGAUGUUAAACCCACCUUUCUCGCCAAGUUUACCACUCAUCAUAGUCCAAUCAUCAUAGUCCAAUCAUCAUAGUCCAAUCAUCAUAGUCCAAUCAUCAUAGUCCAAUCAUCAUAGUCCAAUCAUCAUAGUCCAAUCAUCAUAGUCCAAUCAUCAUAGUCCAAUCAUCAUAGUCCAAUCAUCAUAGUCCAAUCAUCAUAGUCCAAUCAUCAUAGUCCAAUCAUCAUAGUCCAAUCAUCCAGGAAAUGCAGGAUCUUUGAACAUGAACCAUCUGUUCCUCUCCUUCAGCUGAGACAGACUGCCAGUCAGUAACCACAUAGUGUAACACUCUCUGUAUCAGGGCACUGUAGUCCACAUCUAUUGGAGGAUCACUUAGUCUCAGUAUCUCACCUUUAACCCCUCACCCCCAGCCCUUGACCCUUAACCCCUGACCCCUAACCAUGUACGGCAGCUCCCGCUCCGUUGCCAAGAUGGAGGGCAACAACGGCAGCAGUCAGAGUCCCGGUCGCUCCCCCUGCCUACCCCGCUCCCCGCGCCUCGGCCACCGUCGCACCAACAGUACAGGAGGCCCCGGGGGAAAGACCCUCUCCAUGGAGAACAUCCAGUCUCUGAACGCGGCCUAUGCCACCUCCGGACCCAUGUACCUCAGUGACAACGAGGUCAUCUCUCAACAGACCCAGGCCUAUCCCAACCCCAACCACGACCCUAGCCUGCCCAAGAGCACCAUGACCCUGGGUCGCUCCGGAGCAAAGCUCCCUUACGGCGUCCGGACAACCGCCAUGGGCUCCAACCCCAACAUCAGCCAGGGAGGUGGAGGCUCGUCCAUGCCCAGUGACAGCAUCGCGUUUGGGUGUGACCAAGUGUCCUCGUCCCAGUCCAGCCUCCAGCAGGCGUCCACGGUGCCUCACUCCUUACGCCAAACCAGAGACAACACCAUCAUGGACCUCCAGACCCAGCUGAAGGAGGUGCUGAGGGAGAACGAGCUCCUCCGGGGGGAGGUGGAUGUGAAGGAGAGCAAGCUGAGCUCUUCCAUGAACUCCAUCAAGACCUUCUGGAGCCCCGAGCUGAAGAAGGAGAGAGCCCUGAGGAAGGACGAGGUGUCCAAGAUCUCUGUCUGGAAGGAGCAGUACAGAGUGGUACAGGACGAGACUCAGCACCUCCAGAUGACAGUGCAGGCCCUGCAGGAUGAGCUGAGGACUCAGAGAGAUCUGAAUCAGUUGUUCCAGCAGGACUGUAGUGGAGGGAGACCUGGAGAACCUCUGUCAUUCGAACCCACUGAGGAGAACUUCCACAGGCUCCAAGCUGAACACCAGAGACAGGCCAAAGAGUUGUUCCUCCUGAGGAAGACGCUGGAGGAGAUGGAGUUGAGGAUCGACAGUCAGAAACAGACCCUGGGGGCCAGAGACCAGUCCAUCAAGAAACUACUGGAGAUGCUGCAGAGCAAAGGUCUGUCAGCCAAGGCCUCAGAGGAAGACCAUGAGAGGACCAGGAGACUGGCUGAGGCUGAGAUGCACAUCCACCACCUAGACAGUCUACUGGAACAGAAAGACAAGGAGACCAACGCCCUACGAGAGGAGCUGCACCGACGGAGCUAUGAAGGAGCCCCUGAAUCAGCCAAGACCAAGGCCCUGCAGACCGUCAUCGAGAUGAAGGACUCUAAGGUCCAGUCUCUGGAGCGAGGUCUGAGGGACCUGGAGGAAGAGAUUGAGAUGUUAAAGUCUAACGGGGCUCUGAGCACUGAGGAGAGAGAGGAGGAGAUGAAACAAAUGGAGGUGUACAGAUCCCACUCCAAGUUCAUGAAGAACAAGGUAGAGCAGCUGAAGGAGGAGCUGUCUCAGAGAGAGGUCCAGGGGGAGGAGCUUAAGCAGAAGGCUGCCGACCUGCAGGAGGAAGUGUCUGCCAUUGACCAGGUAAAGCAGGACCUCAGCAGGAAGGAGACAGAGCUGAUGGGGAUGAGGACCAAGCUGGAGACUCUCACCAACCAGUUCUCAGACAGCAAACAGCACAUCGAGGUCCUCAAGGAGUCACUGACCGCUAAGGAACAGCGCUCUACUAUCAUUCAGACAGAGGUGGAUGCUCUGCGUCUGCGUCUGGAAGAGAAAGACUCCCAGCUGAAUAAGAAGUCGAACCAGAUCCAGGAGACGUCUGAGGAGAAGGGGACGCUCAGCAGAGAGGUACACGACCUCAAGGACAUGCUGGAGGUCAAGGAGCGCAAGGUCAACGUCCUGCAGAAGAAGAUUGAGAAUCUACAGGAGCAGCUGAGAGACAAGGAGAAACAGAUGAGUAGUCUGAAGGACAGAGUCAGGUCUCUCCAGACAGACACCUCCAACACUGACACAGCUCUCACCACCCUGGAGGAAGCACUGGCUGAGAAGGAGCGUAUCAUUGAGCGUCUGAAGGAGCAGAGAGACAGAGACGACAGAGAGAAGACAGAAGACAUCGAGUCCAACAAGAAAGAACUGAAGGAGCUCAGAGAGAAACUCAGUUUACUGCAGGGAGACCUGUCUGACCGAGAGACCAACCUGUUAGACCUUAAGGAACAUGCUUCGUCCCUGGUCUCCUCCGGUCUGAAGAAGGACUCUAAACUGAAGAGUCUGGAGAUGUCGCUGGAACAGAGGAAAGACGAGUUCAUCAAGAUGGAGAAACAACUCAAGAAGGCCCAGAAUGCCAUGCUGGAGGCCCAGGCCAACACGGAGCUGUCAGAACGCAUCGUUACUCUGGAACAGGAAGUGACUCGGCACAGAGAGGAUUCUGGGAAGGCCCAGGUGGAGGUGGACCGAUUGCUGGAGAUCCUCAGAGAGAUGGAGAAUGAGAAAAACGACAAGGACAAGAAAAUCAAUGAACUGGAGAAUUUUGCUUCAAGACAGGUGAAGGACCAGACUAAGACGGUGGCCCACCUGAAACAUAAGGAGCAGGUGGAGAAGAGUAAGAACGCCCAGCUGGUGCAGGAGGUCAGGAAGAGAGAGGACAACCUCAAUGAGAGCUCUCAACACGUCAAGGACUCCCUGCGCCAGAAGGAGGAGCGAAUAGAGGAGCUGGAGGAGGCUCUGAGAGAGAGUGUCCAGAUCACAGCAGAGAGAGAGAUGGUUCUGGCUCAGGAGGAAGCUGCUCGCACACACACUGAGAAACAGAUGGAGGAGCUGCUUGCGGCCAUGGGGAAGGUGAAACUGGAGCUGGAGUCCAUGCAGGCCAAGCUGUCCUCUACCCAGCAGUCAUUGGCUGAGAAGGAGGCCCACCUGACCACACUGAGGGCAGAACGCAGGAAACACCUGGAGGAGGUGCUGGAGAUGAAGUAAGAGAGAUAAUAUAUAUACACCUGAUCACGCUGAGGGUAGACAGACACGCCCUUUUAUUCAUGAGGUCCCGCCGUGGACUGCUUCAUUUUAGAUAAGAAUAUUGAAGUUAUUUAUUGUGUUGAUUCCAUCGUUAACUUCU